AUGGCCCCUAAAAAGGAUCCCAAAAAGAAAGUCCCCGAAGACACGAGAGGCGCAUUUACUGAAGUUGAAAGAACUUUGUAUGAAUUACAACUAGCUGAUUGCAAUCGAAAAGUAGCUCGACUUCGACAAGCUGUAGAUGAGUUUGAAAUACGAAAUGAAGAGUUGCAAAAGGCUUACGAUAAACUUGACGAGGAUAGAGCAGAUAUUAUUGCUUACUUGAAAAAAACACUUAAUGUUAAAACAGAAGAAAAUAACGAACUUAAAGAAAAGGUGAAAGGUUUAGAGGAAUUACGAGAGAUUGAAACCAAUCAAUUUAAAGAGUCUGUCGAUGAAUUAAAAAAGAACUUUACCACUAUGAAAGAUCAGCUCACAUCAGAAAAUAAACUACUAGCUGGAAAACUUAACACUCUUGAAGAGUUUAGAGCUAUUCGAGAUGACCUCAUGAGAAAGUUCGAUAAUCAAGAACGGUCUUUUGAAGAACAGGAAAUAAAAUACAAAAGAAUGAUAUACGAUGCUGAAAAAAAAUUUAUCAUUGGAAAAGAUAAAUUAAAAAGGGAAAUGGAAGAGCGGCUUUUACAUUUAGCACAAGAAUUCCAAGAUGCUAGUGAAAUGAGGAUUGCCGCUUCUACUCACAGAGUCAUCCGAGAAAAUAUUGCGUUAAAUAAUCAAUUGGACAGUCUUUUAAUGACUCAAGCAAAAGUUGCUGAGCAAAAUGAAAAAUUCAGAGAAGAUGAGAGAGCUGCUCAGUGUGCUAGGGAAGUAGCUGAAGAAGAACGGGACAAAGCAAUAAACAAAAGUAUUAUACAGUUGAAAGUUAUUGAUCAAUUAACAACAGCAUUUCAAGAUGUAAAGAAACAAAAAGCUCUUUAUGAUAAAACACAAUUUGAUAAUGAAAAACUUCAAAUAAGAACGCAAAAGCUGACCAAAGAAAACGAAAGACUUUUACUGCGUGUGCGUAUCCUUGAACAAAACUUGCAUGCUACUAUGGAUGAACAAAAUAAAUCUAUUGUAGAGGCUGCUAAAAUACUAAGAGAACGUGAAAAGUACAAAAAGAUUUUAAAAGAAGCAGCUUUUGCGGUUGAAUCGGCAUUAAAAGCAGACCAUUGGUCUAAGUUGGAUCCUACUCGAGAAAUUGCUGAUAGAGAAAUAGUACUUAAAAAUAUUCUGGCAGUUAUAAAACAAUAUCAUGAUGCUGCACGAGCGGAAUCAGUGGAGUCAUUAAUAUCGCUUAGCAAUAUUUAUGAUAAAGGUGAUCUUGGUUUUGAGCCAAAACCAGCUCCGAGAAAAUCAUUGGCAACAGGCACUGGCAUUGGAACAACAUCAUCGCUUCAAUCAUUUGAAGAAAAACAUAGCGAUGUGUCUGGUUCUUCCGCACCGUCAUCUUCUAUAGCGAGUAUAAAAACAAUACCAAGUAUUUCACUAUUACCAAUCGAAGAAAACGAUCAACUACCAAGUCUUCGAGAGAGUGUGCCGUCAUUCACAGUGACGUCAUUGCAUUCUAGUCUAGAAAGUCAAGUUGAAGAAGAAGAAGACAAGGAUGGUUUGGAUGAUAUAUCAAAGAUGCUAGAAAAAAGUAAACUAGAAAUGCAAAAAUCUUUGAUGCUUGAUAUGGCAUACUCACAAAUGUCUAAAAUGUCUUUAUCGCGAACAAAAGUUGAAUCGAGAAGAAAGAGCGUAUGUAGGACAAAAGUAGUACCGAGUCAAUCAGGUGUUCUGGUAGAUGCAGAAGGUAAAAAAGAUAAGUCAGAUGAAAAAGUAACUUUUGAAAAAGAGACUGGACAAGGAGAAACUGUAGAAGACGAAGAAAAAGAACCUGUAAAAGAUACGAACGACGCCUCAGAAGGUAAUGAGGAGCAAGUACAAGUACAAGAAGAUGCAGAUAAACCACCUGAAACUGAAUCACCAGAGGCUGAAGAUAAAUUACCUGAAGAGAAAGAAAAGUCGGAUGAAAAUCAGAAAGCGGAAUAG
Molecule: messenger RNA, 1968 nt
Organism: Spodoptera exigua (beet armyworm)
Lineage: Eukaryota; Metazoa; Arthropoda; Insecta; Lepidoptera; Noctuidae
Source: the annotation of a GenBank genome assembly